This is a messenger RNA of Haliotis rufescens (red abalone), 2187 nucleotides long. RefSeq lists its product as uncharacterized. The record is from RefSeq and is a predicted model, not a curated record. The transcript has 2 exons. Lineage: Eukaryota; Metazoa; Mollusca; Gastropoda; Lepetellida; Haliotidae. The coding region runs from base 613 to 1698 and encodes 361 amino acids. Gene Ontology annotation, molecular function: structural molecule activity. Gene Ontology annotation, cellular component: keratin filament.
UUGUGUCAUUAUACGUUACUCUACUUGUAUUGAGCUGCAAAAUAAACCAAUCAGGCUUUUUAUAGGGGCUGUUUCACCCAUAGUUGAACGGUUCCCUCUGUGUUCAACACUUAUCAGGGCAGACAUUAACACAAGGCUUCAUUAGGAACAACACUAAACACAGUGUGGAGGGGCGGUCGGGUAGCCUAGUGGUUAAAGCGUUCGCUCGUCACGCGAAGACCCGGGCUCGAUUCCCGACAUGGGUACAAUGUGUGCAGCCCAUUUCUGGUGUCCCCUGCAGUGAUAUUGCUGGAAUAUUGCUAAAAGAAGCGUAAAACCAUGCUCACUCACUUACUCACUUACUCACUCACAGCGUUUAGGUUGUGUAUGUACUGGACAUCGAAGUUAGGGGAUCUUGGCCCUUUUGUAUGUCAAAUAUGGUAUGCCUUUUGAAUUAGCUAACCAGGUCCUAGAAUGUUUUGCUUUUACAAGCCAGCCCCUUUAACAGUUUUUCUAUGGCUAACCAGUCCCUUGAAAUGUUUGUUAUGACUAGCCAGGACCUUGGUUUUCUAUGGCCAGACAGUGCCUUGAAAGGUUUGCAAAUAGUGGCCAGGACCUUGAAAGGCUAAUACCAUGAUUCAAGUCAAGCCCAAUAAAAGGUUUGCUAAUACUUGCCAGGACGCUGAAAGGCUUGCUAAUACUUGCCAGGACGCUGAAAGGUUUGCUAAAACUUGCCAGGACGCUGAAAGGCUUACUAAUACUUGCCAGGAUGCUGAAAGGUUUGCUAAUACUUGCCAGGACGCUGAAAGGCUUGCUAAUACUUGCCAGGAUGCUGAAAGGCUUGCUAAUACUUGCCAGGUCGUUGCAAGGCUUGCUAAUACUUGCCAGAAUGCUGAAAGGCUUGCUAAUACUUGCCAGGUCUUUGCAAAGCUUGCUAAUACUUGCCAGAAUGCUGAAAGGCUUGCUAAUACUUGUCAGGUCGUUGCAAGGCUUGCUAAUACUUGCCAGGUCGUUGCAAGGCUUGCUAAUACUUGCCAGAAUGCUGAAAGGUUUGCUAAUACUUGCCAGGUCGCUGAAAGGCUUGCUAAUACUUGCCAGGAUGCUGAAAGGCUUGCUAAUACUUGCCAGGUCGUUGCAAGGCUUGCUAAUACUUGCCAGGUCGUUGCAAGGCUUGCUAAUACUUGCCAGAAUGCUGAAAGGUUUGCUAAUACUUGCCAGGUCGCUGAAAGGCUUGCUAAUACUUGCCAGGAUGCUGAAAGGCUUGCUAAUACUUGCCAGGUCGUUGCAAGGCUUGCUAAUACUUGCCAGGUCGUUGCAAGGCUUGCUAAUACUUGCCAGAAUGCUGAAAGGCUUGCUAAUACUUGCCAGGUCUUUGCAAAGCUUGCUAAUACUUGCCAGAAUGCUGAAAGGCUUGCUAAUACUUGUCAGGUCGUUGCAAGGCUUGCUAAUACUUGCCAGGUCGUUGCAAAGCUUGCUAAUACUUGCCAGAAUGCUGAAAGGCUUGCUAAUACUUGCCAGGUCGUUGCAAAGCUUGCUAAUACUUGCCAGGUCGUUGCAAAGCUUGCUAAUACUUGCCAGGUCGUUGCAAGGCUUGCUUAUACUUGCCAGGAUGCUGAAAGGCAUGCUAAUUCUUGCCAGGCCGUUGCAAGGCUUGCUUAUACUUGCCAGGAUGCUGAAAGGCUUGCUUUUAAUGGCCAUGCCUGGUUACUAGUUUGCUGAGUCAAGCCCAGUCAAGCUGUAACUAGCCAGACCUGGUGAAAAGUUUUCUUGUACUAGCCAAGCCCUUGAUGGUCAGCUGUCGCUUGCCAGGCCCAUUUGUGAUAAAUUAAAAUAAAUUCCAGCAACAAUUAAUCACUUGAGAAUAGGAAAUAAUGCUGAAAUUAAUUCCUUUGAGACAAGGUAAUCUGUAAUUCCUCAAUGUUCGGAGUUUAUUCUCCAAUGUUUCAGGCAGCAAUGACACAACUUUAUUUUGCCACUAUGGCGACACACACUUAUUCCAAAAGAGACGCAUCAACUUGGGUCAUUGACCAUAACCGCAACUGUUUAUUACAGAAAUAUGACAGUCUUUGCAGUAAAUUUGAUUUAUAAAAAUGGACUGUUCCUUUGCCCAUCCCAAAUUUUUCUGUCACUUUUAAUUUAUUGAUAUAAUUUGUUAUAUUUCUCUACAGCAUUUUUAUCAUUGUUUAUUUCUUUAUUCUUUUACUUUUC